Molecule: messenger RNA, 771 nt
Organism: Histoplasma capsulatum G186AR
Lineage: Eukaryota; Fungi; Ascomycota; Eurotiomycetes; Onygenales; Ajellomycetaceae
Product: protein kinase
Exons: 5
Coding region: 1-771 (256 amino acids)
Source: RefSeq, a predicted model, not a curated record
AUGACGGUGAAUACCCCUGCUAGCAAUGAUGACACUGAAUUUGAAUCUACACCUAUCCCUGGGCCACCAGGCGCAACGACCGAUAAUACCUUGAGACAGAUGAUGAUGACAGAAUAUAUGAGAAGGCUGGGCCCCAACGGUAACUACGCCUGCCUGGUGACAAGGCCGGCAGGGCUGAGCUUAUCUGACGCAAAGAACAGAUCAUGGAUAGGCCUUUUUCAGAUUGAUGUGGCUCGUGCACUGGCAGCACAGUUCGUGACGGGCCAUGUUCAUGGAGACUUUCAUCGCGGAAACAUCCUUUUCCAGUCCCAAUUCAACUUCGAUAAGUUAUCCACUAAGGAGCUAUACGACCUGUAUGAGGAACCGGGACUUGAACUAGUCGAUCAUAGGAUAGCCAAAUGCCUCUGCCAGGGUCCCAAAUCAUGCCAUCCUACCUAUCUGGCUUGGGGAAUCAACAACGGCAGAAUGAGGAGGAUGUUGCCACUCGAACAGAGUGAUCGAGAUGCCCUCUUGGCCAUGUUGCGUCCGAUGCUUUCUUUCAGCCCUGAGAAUCGUUCAUCUGCUCAGCAGGUUCUUGAAUCGGAAUGGAUGAUCGGCAAUUUUAUUAUUUUAGUGGUUGAGAUCCGUUCGAUUUGUCAAGCUCACUUUGUGACGCGUGAGCACACUCUCAGCGACGCCACGCAAGUCCAAGAUAAAGGUCUCAUUGCAGCCUCAGUGUCCACAAAAAUAGAAACAUUUAGGACUUUCUCAAGAGCCCGGAAAAAUCAUUAA